UCACUUGAACACAACAGCAAGCAGCAUGUCGACAAUAACGCAGAACGCUUCCCAGAGCUCAUACCCCCCCAUCUUGCCAAAGGACUUCAAUGCGAACCAGCCCAAGACGAUCCGCCUAUAUCCCCUCAGCAACUACACAUUCGGCACCAAAGAUGGCCAACCUGAGGAAGAUCCUUCAGUACUUGCGCGCCUGAAGCGGCUCGAAGAGCACUACAACGAGCAUGGCAUGCGACGGACGAGCGAGGCUAUUCUGGUCUGCCACGAGCACAACCACCCGCACAUCCUCAUGCUGCAGAUCGCGAAUGCCUUCUUUAAGCUCCCCGGCGACUACCUCCGUGCUGAAGACGAUGAGAUCGAAGGCUUCAAGGCGCGCCUGAACGAGCGCCUCGCACCCGUCGGCACGCAGUUCACAGGCGAGGGCGUCAACGACGAGUGGCAGGUCGGUGACACAUUGGCGCAGUGGUGGCGCCCAAACUUUGAGACGUUCAUGUACCCCUUCAUCCCCGCCCACGUCACACGGCCAAAGGAGUGCAAGAAGCUGUACUUCAUCCAGCUGCCGCGCAGCAAGGUACUCAGUGUACCCAAGAACAUGAAGCUUCUCGCCGUCCCGCUUUUCGAGCUCUACGACAACACCGCGCGCUACGGGCCUCAGCUCUCGGCGAUUCCUCACCUCCUUUCGCGCUACAACUUCGAGUUCAUCGACGAGGAGGGCAAUGUUGCAGCCACAACGCCUGGCGUUGGCCCAAUGGAUGCGAACGUGCAAACAAAGGUCUUGGCUGGAGGAGAGGAUGUCAACAUGCAGCAAAACGGAGAUGAGGCGAGCGAUGUUACAAUAUCGUAACGUUCUUGUCCAUCUUUGUUUUCCUGAUGCUAUUUGACUGAUGCAUGAUAGGUGUUAGGCGUUUGCCGAAGGUUCUUGUGGAUUGCAAGUCGGGCUCAUUGGGUGGGUGUAAUGAUCUGGAGUGAACGCUCUACCAAACUUCGGUAUCAGUAUGUGAUGAUAUCGUCAGUUCCAACUUGCAGACUCUGGAUAUUCCAAUAUUCGAGAUCAUCUUGCACAAUACACAACGAAUCGAUCCAAAUUUGAUCGAUAUCCAGUAAUAGUAGCCUCGUAUAUACCUCUGUCGUAG
Molecule: messenger RNA, 1130 nt
Organism: Macroventuria anomochaeta
Lineage: Eukaryota; Fungi; Ascomycota; Dothideomycetes; Pleosporales; Didymellaceae
Product: cleavage and polyadenylation specificity factor, 25 kDa subunit
Exons: 4
Coding region: 26-841 (271 amino acids)
Cellular component (GO): mRNA cleavage factor complex
Molecular function (GO): mRNA binding
Source: RefSeq, a predicted model, not a curated record